Aricia agestis (brown argus) is the source of this 931-nucleotide messenger RNA. RefSeq names its product LIM/homeobox protein Awh (gene Awh). NCBI's taxonomy places the organism in Eukaryota, Metazoa, Arthropoda, Insecta, Lepidoptera, Lycaenidae. Gene Ontology annotation, biological process: regulation of transcription by RNA polymerase II; neuron differentiation. The transcript is spliced from 6 exons. The record is from RefSeq and is a predicted model, not a curated record. Bases 1 to 825 code for a protein of 274 amino acids. Gene Ontology annotation, cellular component: nucleus. Gene Ontology annotation, molecular function: RNA polymerase II transcription regulatory region sequence-specific DNA binding; DNA-binding transcription factor activity, RNA polymerase II-specific.
AUGCAUACGGAGCAUCGAACAUGCUGCGCCUGCGGGGAGCCCAUAGCUGACCGCUUUCUGCUGGAAGUGGGUGGGGGAGCCUGGCACACAGCUUGUCUGCGAUGCUGCGUCUGCGCUGUGCAGCUCGACCGUCACCCGUCAUGCUUCCUCCGUGACCGACAGGUCUACUGCAAGCAGGAUUAUGCCAAGAGUUUCGGUGCGAAGUGCUCCAAGUGUUGCCGGGGUAUAUCGUCGUCGGACUGGGUGAGGAAGGCCAGGGAGCAAGUCUACCAUCUGGCCUGCUUCGCCUGCGACGCCUGCGGCCGCCAGCUGUCUACAGGAGAACAGUUCGCGCUGCACGAAGACAGGGUGCUCUGUAAGCCGCAUUACUUGGAGACGUUGGAUGGGGGAUCUAUUUCUUCAGAUGACGGUUGCGACUCAGAGGGCUACCACAAGAGCAAAGCUAAGCGGGUGCGGACGACCUUCACUGAGGAGCAGUUGCAGGUCCUCCAAGCGAACUUCCAGCUGGACUCCAACCCCGACGGACAAGACCUGGAGAGGAUCGCUCAAGUGACCGGCCUCAGCAAGAGGGUCACUCAAGUCUGGUUUCAGAACAGCCGAGCGCGCCAGAAGAAACACCAGCACACUGGCAAGGGGAAGCAGGCACAAGUGAUGCCUCGUGAUUCUGAUCCGGUGGGGUUUGGGCGGCCCAUCAACCUCCACCUCACAUACUCCUUCCAGAACAAGCCCCCGUUUGUGCCAAUAGAUGGCACGUCUUUUACUGAUUCCUCGAUGGACGAACUAUCAGAAGACUCGUCCAUCCACUGCAUGCAGAGUGAAGUGUAGAAGACAUAAAAGAAAAGCAUUUUACAUCCUGUAGAUACUUUAGGUUUCCUCGUAGGCAGUAGUUUUUAAAUUAUUAGAUUUAUAAUAUGCAUUUAAAUCACGUCGU